AUGUCGGACUCGGCCAAGGUGCGAUUGGUGCGUUGCCCAAAGUGUCAAAAUCUUCUUCCCGAACUCGCCGAUUACUCUGUUUAUCAAUGUGGUGGUUGUGGUGCGGUUCUUCGAGCGAAGCAUAAAGCUUAUGUGAGUGGUAGCUUGUCAGAUGAGGGGAAGGUUGGAGUUGGAGGAGAUUCUGGUAAAUCGGAAAGUUCAUUGGAGAAAGUCUUAGUAGAUCGUAGUGAUACUUCGGAUGUUGAUGCUAAGUCCAGUAGUGGUCCCUCAAGGGGCGAAAAUCAACGGGAUGUGGAUAAAGUAGAUAACAUGGACGAGAAAUUUCUGAAUCAAUCAGAGGGUAUUGGUGAGAAAGGGGUAUUUGAUGAUGAUGUUGAUGUCAAUGGGAGUAAAGAUGAAUUGGGUAAAUCGAUAGGAAGAGAACAGGAGGAACCACACAAGUCUCAAAUUGGUCGUGAGAAUGGGUCUAAAUUCUCUGGGAGAAAUUCUAAUUGGCAGAAUGGAGAGAGAAGUGAGAUGGAGGGGUUUUGGAGAAAGCCACGAGCUGAUAUGGAAAAUGUGAGAUUUUCCACUUCGAACUAUCCUGAUGAAGGACCUUCGAAUGGGUUUUCUAAUAAUUACAUGGGAUCGCGGAAGAAUCGUAAUGAAGCAGAUGGUGCAAACAUGGUUCAGCACCUUGAGCAGGAUCGAGCUGAGCUUCUAAGGAAGCUAGAUGAGUUAAAGGUCCACCUCAGUAAGUCUUCUGAAUUGGUAAACAACCAAAAAGAAAAGAUUCUUCCUGAUGAAAGGACGAUUCCUCCAGAUCAUCAUCCCUAUGGUGGCUCUGGUCCUUGGUUUCCAGACGGAUCAUCAGGGUUGAACAGAACUUCAAGGCAACUUUUUGGCCCUGAUAAGCAUGUGAUUGGCUCCACUCAUUUCAAUUAUCAUCAUCAUGAUCCAUAUCCUUAUGCAAGUGGUCAUGACAUGGCUAUGCCCAACUUCCCUCCUUCAAUGCACAAUCCUAAUCGAUAUGGGGAUCCUUUUGCAUCCCAAAUGCCAAGGAGAGGUCCACACCAGUUCCCACAACAACCAGUGCAUCCCUACUAUCCUGGACCGUAUGUUGACACUAAUCCAGAUUCAUACGAGCUUUACUCACAUAAUGCAAUGCUUCAUCCACCUUCUUGCUCGUGUUUCCAUUGCUAUGAUAACAAACGAAGAGGUUCAGUGCCAGCACCACAUGCUUCAUUCAUUAACAGCAGAUUCCCUGAUAUUCCGAAUGAUCCUAUGUUCUACCGUCAUGACAUCCCGGGGACAUUUGGUCCGCAUGUACAUAAUUCUAGAACAGCCAUUCCUCCAGUGACCCAUCGUGAAAAACAAUUACAUGCAAGAUGGGGUAGUGACUUCAACUCUGAGAUGGGUAGUUUUGUUAGAACUCGUCCUCGCAAAGUAAUGUUAGCUAGUAGUAGCCAGCGUUGCUAUCCUGUAUCUGGUGGUUCACCCUUCAUCUCAUGUCAUAAUUGCUUUGAGUUGCUGCUACUGCCUAAAAAAGCAUUGGUUCUGUUGAAAAAUCGUCAGCAAAAAGUGCAAUGUGGGGCUUGUUCCUCAGAAAUGAGCUUUGCUGUCAUAAAUAAGAAGCUAGUUAUUUCUCCUAAUUUGGAGACAAAGGGAGUUGCCUCUAGAGGUGAUAACAGCUCUAAUGAGGUUGUGAGUAGCCGUAUUUCACAUUCCCGAAUUCAUGCGAACAGGACUGGUGCUAAUUUUUCAUCUGAUGACUAUUCUGGUUAUGAUUUUCAUUCAGUAGACAGGGAACCCCUCUCUGUCGGUGCUUUGAACUCUAACAAGUCCCUGGAGAUACCGAGUUUUCGUUCUUCAUCUCUCAGUACCUCUGAAGAUGAAAAUAGUCCGGGAGCAAUGAUUGAUCCAAGGGAGACCGCUAAGUCCAUUCAUCGGCCAACUACAGAUUCUCUAUCUCCUCCUGCUGGUUCGCCUCUACAGGAGUAUUUUGAUUACUCCAAUAAUAACCAUGCAGUAAAUAGGUUUGGAAAAGGAAACCAAAGUAGUCGCUCGGAGCAAGAGAAGACAAAAGUGGAUAAGAUGUCAUCACGUCAAAAUUCAUUGAAAGAGGCUGCACUUGCAACUGAGAUGGAUGUUCAUGAUUAUUCAAACACUGGCGUUUCCCAAGAUUCUAGAGACGCCAGCCGAGAGCAUGAUCAUCUUAGAUCCAACAAAGGGGGUGAAUCAUUUUUUGCAAACAUUAUCAAGAAAAGCUUCCGAGAUUUCUCCCGGUCAAAUCAUGCAGAUGAUCGUAGCAAAAUCAACGUUACUGUAAAUGGGCAGCCAUUAUCUGACCGUGUUGUCAAGAAGGCUGAAAAACUAGCAGGAACAAUCCAGCCUGGAAAUUAUUGGUAUGACUUGAGGGCUGGAUUUUGGGGUGUAUUGGGAGGGCCUUGUCUUGGAAUAAUUCCUCCAUUUAUAGACGAGUUCAAUCAUCCCUUGCCAGAAAAAUGUUCUGGUGGGACUACUGGUGUUUUUGUAAAUGGUAGGGAACUUCACCAGAAAGACUUGGAAUUGCUAGCAGGGAGAGGACUUCCCACAGAUAGAGAUAGAUCUUAUAUCAUUGAAAUUUCUGGGAGAGUCCUGGAUGAAGACACAGGUGAAGAGUUAGACAGCCUUGGCAAACUUGCACCUACAGUGGAGAAAGUGAAGCAUGGAUUUGGCAUGAAAGCACCUAGAACAGCUACAUAA
Molecule: messenger RNA, 2724 nt
Organism: Sphenostylis stenocarpa
Lineage: Eukaryota; Viridiplantae; Streptophyta; Magnoliopsida; Fabales; Fabaceae
Source: the annotation of a GenBank genome assembly